AUGCUCCUCCGCCGGCUCCAACCCGCAGCGGCCGCCCGUCCCCUCCGCUCCGGCGCAUUCCCAAUAUCGGCCCCAUGCCCGGCGAACCGGCACCUCCCCCGAGCUCAUAGUCCCGCCGCCGCCGCCGCGCCCUUCACCACAUCCCGUGCGCUGCGAGAUGACGACGCUUCCGCGAACCACUACGACACCCUCAAGGUCGCCCACGACGCCUCGCCCUCUGACAUAAAGAAGUCCUUCUACGCUCUCUCCAAAACCCACCACCCAGACCACAACCGCAACGACCCGCACGCCUCCCGCAAGUUCCACGCCAUAGCAGAGGCCUACUCCGUCCUCGGCACACCCGCGAAACGCGCCGCCUACGACCGCUCCCUCCCCUCCUCCUCCUCCGCACACGGCCACCGCCGCGGCUCCUACCACAGCACAGGCCCCGCGGGCGGCCGCCCCGCCUCGGGCCUGUCGCGGCGCAGGACCACCUUCCGCGGCCCGCCGCCCAGCUUCUACCGGUCCGGGGGAUGGGGCGCCCAGUCGGCGAAGAGGAGGGAGGCGCACGAGGGCGGCGGCGGCGGCGGCGACGGGACGGGCACGGCGCAGGCCCAGCCCGGCAUGGGCCCAGGGCAGGACCCCUACGGCCACACGAGGUCGCCCAAGGUGCCGCACUUCGAUUCCGAGACGCACACCCAGACGCAGUCGAGGCAAGAUUCGCGGCGAGCGUACAGGAUCAUGGGCACCGAGGUUCCGAAUGGGCCACAGGAGACGUCAGUGGGCGCCUUCUUGGUGGUUAGCGGCAUCCUCUUCUUUUCCUUUUUUAUUCCAUACCUGGCCGUGGGCGGAUGGAGCCGCAAAAAGAAAGACGGCAAAUCAUAG
Colletotrichum higginsianum IMI 349063 is the source of this 864-nucleotide messenger RNA. Its product is annotated as DnaJ domain-containing protein. NCBI's taxonomy places the organism in Eukaryota, Fungi, Ascomycota, Sordariomycetes, Glomerellales, Glomerellaceae. The transcript is spliced from 2 exons. Bases 1 to 864 code for a protein of 287 amino acids. The record is from RefSeq and is a predicted model, not a curated record.